Phragmites australis (common reed) is the source of this 770-nucleotide messenger RNA. Its product is annotated as ras-related protein RHN1-like. Gene Ontology annotation, molecular function: GTPase activity; GTP binding. Lineage: Eukaryota; Viridiplantae; Streptophyta; Magnoliopsida; Poales; Poaceae. The record is from RefSeq and is a predicted model, not a curated record. The transcript is spliced from 7 exons. Bases 85 to 678 code for a protein of 197 amino acids.
UCUGACAGUCACAGGAGAUCCAGCGAGCCAAGCACGACGUCCAUCUGCAGCCAUUCACCCAGGCGCGUUCAUCGAUGGGGAGCGAUGUCAUCGUCCAGGCCAAGCUGGUGGGUGCUUCUUGGGGACCUGGGCGCCGGGAAGACGAGCAUCGUCGUUCGGUUCGCCAAAGGACUGUACUACGAGUGCCAGGAGUCGACGAUCGGAGCGGCCUUCUUCUCGCAGGUGCUGCCCCUGGAUGAGGCCACCGUGAAGCUCGACAUCUGGGACACCGCCGGCCAGGAGCGAUACCACAGCCUCGCACCCAUGUACUACCGAGGCGCCGCCGCGGCGAUCGUCGUCUUCGACAUCUCCAGCACGGACUCGUACAUGCGAGCGAAGAGAUGGGUUGACGAGCUUCAGAGGCAAGGGAAUCCACAUCUGGUCAUGGCUUUAGUGGGCAACAAGGUCGAUUUAGAAGAACGGAGGCAGGUUGGGACACAGGAAGCCAUGGACUACGCAGAAGCAAACGGCCUGUUCUUCACAGAGACGUCGGCCAAGACGGCGCAGAACGUCAGCGAGCUGUUCUACGAGAUUGCUGAAAGAGUGGUGAAGCUACGGCCUAAUCGUCCCGCCGGAAUGGUUCUGCACGACGGCCGGCGUGGCGGCGGCGGAAGGUGGCCAUUCUGCUGCUCCGGCUGACGCCCUGUUUGUAGGCGUAGAUUGUCAAAACAACUAGAUGAACACUACCAUCAGAGGAGUGAUGUUACAUAUAUGUGCAGACGUUGUACUAG